AUGGCCGGUAAACGGAAGAGAGUAGCCAAGGAGGGCACCAACCCCUCGGGUCCGGCAACCCAGAAAAAGGCCAAAAUCGACAGCGUCCCGCGUGCACCGACCGCUCCAGCAACGACCAACUUUGAAAAGAAACCGUUCGUGGAGAUGCCCACGGGCGACGACCGAAAGCGAGAGGCCGCCCUGUACGAACUUCUCGGCAGCGAAGAUGCAAACGAUCGAAUACAAGCAGCCGACUGCAUCGUUUCCAGCUUGCUGGCCGGCGAUGGCGUCCCCGAACCCGUCCUGCAACGACAUCUCGACCGACGCCUGUUCCGCGGCUUGGCAAGCGGCCGCAACGCCUCGCGCCUCGGCUUCAGCCUCGUCAUCACCGAGAUCAUGGGCCAGCUGUUUGGGAAAGACUCGACCCUUGGCGCCCGAUACGGCGGCUUGACCUUCGAAAAGGUCCUCGACUUGCUCGUAGACAAGACCCAAGCCGUGGGCAACAUUCCGGGCCAGGAAGAGAGGGAUCAUUGGUUUGGACAGCUCUUUGGCCUCGAGUCCUUUGUGCGAUCGGAAACUCUAUUUGUCGAUGCCUCGAGGUGGAACGCAGUCCUCGCCCUGCUGUUGAAGCUGAGCAUCAAGAAGAGCUGGCUCCGAGCACAAUGCGGCUGGGUUACCGUCCAGGCCCUGGAGCAGAUGAGCCGGGACGAAGUGGAAAGCACGCUCCAGAAGAUCGCAGAUGCCGGACUGGCAAAGACGGCAGAGGGAGCCGCAGCCUGGCUUGUGGCCUUGAAUCGAUAUCCGGGCCUGAAACCUCCCAAGCCGUGGGGCAACCCUCUCUCGAGCAAAUCGCUCGGCGAUUUGGCUGCUGUCCUGAAGGAGAGCUUCAAGGAUUCGACGAGAGACCCCAACGAAAAGGCCCACAGUAACGGAAAGCAUGCCAGCUGGACCGCCCAGCUGCACUUUGUGUGGGACAUAAUACUCGGCUGCUACGUGAACGGGGGCGCCGGAGCGGACGCCGACGGGCUGGCUCAGUUUUGGAAUCGCGUCGUCGACGGUAAGAAGAGCAGGCAAAUCACGCGAGCGAGCGAGCACAUGCUAAUGGUCCGACCAGAUGGCUUGUUUUCCAAGAACGCGACGGAUGGCCAAAAGUUCAGAGGCUUCAUGGUCUUUCAGAAAUUGCUCGAGGGCCUCGCCGAUCGCGAUGAGAAGCUUGGAUGCUUGUUCAGCAAGAACUUCUUGACAUGCUUGAUGAAUCAGUCUGCCAAGGAAGACAGAUUCCUUCAUCGAGCGGCCACGAAGGCGUUGAAGACCAUCGAGACCGUCGUCGCCUCCCACCCAGCCACUCUUGUACCCGUUCUGGAAAGUCUGCUCGGAAAGAACGGCGCAUACAAUUUCGAUCAACGGACUAGCUCCAAGACAGUCGACAAACUGCUGCAGAAUAUCAGCCAGGACAACGCAGACGGCGCCUUGAAAAUUAUUCGACAGCCUCUCGCGACCUUGAGCCAGAAGGAUAACGACGCGGCCACUGCCACACUGCGAGUCUACGCAGACCAUCUCGCCAAGGUGCUCAACGCCUUCGCCACGAACCCGUCCGGAGCGGAUAACAAGCGUGGAGUUUCCUUCGGUCCUGUCCUGCAAGAGCUUUCCGGCUUGGCGUACUCGAAUCCAAAGGACGUUCCGGAGAGCGCGCUGACGGAAAUCAUCCGGGAGCAAUGCCGUUCUCGCAUCGAAUCCUCACUGGCGCGACUUACACGGAAUGCCGAGGACCUUGCCACCUUUUGCCGUGCAGUCGCCUCCAUCGACCCGGCAUCGAAAAACAUGACGGAUGAAAUCAGAGGGGCCAUGACGGAUGCCUUGGCUCGAAUGACGAAGCUGCUCAAGCUCAAAUCGAAGAGCCAAAACGACAAGAGCCUGGCCCAUGGUUUGGCCAUGCUCCAUGCCAUCUCCAUCUUCCAACUCUACAACGAGGACCCGGAUGCCAUGGAAGUUUUGAACGACCUCGCACAGUUCUACGAACGACUCAAUGCUGGCAAAGCAGGAAGCAAGACGGAGGGUAGCUCGGAGCUGCUGGUGGAAAUCCUCCUCUCCAUGGUGGCACGCCCGUCGUCGCUGAUGAGGCAGGUGUCCCUGCAAGUGUUUGAUACAUUUACGAGCCAGAUUUCUGCCGAAGGACUCGACCUUUUGACCGGGCCGCUUGCCUCGGGAGAGAGCACGAAAGGCCAGAAGGAGCUCUUUAACACGGACGAAGACGUGAUGGACGUGGACGAUAGUGGCUCAUCGGACGACGACGUGGAGGAAAUCUCCGACGUCGAAAUCGACUCGGAUGUGGAGUUUGUCGGCCUCGUCGGCGCUGAUGAGGACGAAAGCGAAGAGGCGGAGGAGGAGGAGGAAGAGGACGAGGAGGGAGAUGACGAGGAGGGGGAUGACGAGGAAGCGGACGAGGAAGAUGACGAGGAAGAUGACGAGGGAGACGACGAGGACGGGGGGAAGAAAAGUAGUGGCCGGAACCAGGAGCCUCAGGACCUCGAUGAGCUAUUCGGGAAAAUCCUCAACAGCCAUCGUCUGGACAAGGACGUCGACGCGGAGGAAUCCUCGUCAGACGGCGACAUGUCCGACUCGGAGAUGCUCGCCCUCGACGAGAAGCUUGCCGAGGUCUUCAAGCAGCGCUCCAAGGCCCGUCCGGACAGCAAGAAGCAGAAGAAGGAUGCGAAGCAGUCGGUGGUCAACUUCAAGCAUCGCAUCCUCGACCUCCUCGACGCGUACGUCAAGAAGGAGGCGCUCAACCCCAUCACCUUUGGCCUCCUCGUUCCGCUCCUGAACCUCAUGCGCACAACCUCCACAAAAGCGCUCGCCAGCCGCGCCUGCGAGAUCGUUCUCACCUACCAGAGGGGCAUGAAGAAGGCCCGGAGCACAAGCAAGGAAAACGAGGUGGCGGAGCCGCCGGCCGCCGACGGGCUGCUCCCUCUGCUCGUCGAGGUGCACGACGAGGCGGGCAAGGACAACGCACACGCGUACGCCAAAGCGGCCAGCGCGGCCAGCUUGAUUGUCGCCUCGGCCAUGUUCGCCGCGGACAAGGAGGCCAUCAAGCAAGUCGCGGCCGUCUACGGCCAGACGCAGUCCAGCUGGGUGCUCGGCGAGGCACGGGUGCAAGCGGCCUUCUUUGCCGACUGGAACAACUGGUGCCAGAACCAUGCGUCACAAGCCCGCGUCUGA
This is a messenger RNA of Drechmeria coniospora, 3195 nucleotides long. RefSeq names its product DNA polymerase V family protein. Gene Ontology annotation, biological process: regulation of DNA-templated transcription. Gene Ontology annotation, cellular component: nucleolus. The record is from RefSeq and is a predicted model, not a curated record. The transcript has a single exon. NCBI's taxonomy places the organism in Eukaryota, Fungi, Ascomycota, Sordariomycetes, Hypocreales, Ophiocordycipitaceae. Gene Ontology annotation, molecular function: transcription factor binding; rDNA binding. The coding region runs from base 1 to 3195 and encodes 1064 amino acids.